CAGUUUCAAAAUUCUCAGAAGUUAUUUUCAGACAUGUCAUAAUAUUAUAUACGUUUCUCAGGGUUUUUAUUUGGUCAUAUCACACUUACUUUUCUUUAGAUAUCAGAGGCGAUGGGUUCCAUAUCGAAGGAACUUAUAAACCAGAUGAAGGUCAUACAGUCUGACUUCAAGAAUGACACGCCACCGGGUGAGGCGACCGGAGAUUCGAGUGGCAAAGAUGUUCUCCAGAUGAAGAACUGCCUGGGGAAAUUGGUUGCGUUGACGAGGACAAUGAGGGAGUUAUAUGUGGAGAGUAAUGAAAUGUCCGAUAAAGUGAAAUCCAUAAAUGGAAUGAUCCUGUCAAGAUGUAAUUUACACAUUAAGCGCCUGUCUUCGCUCUUGGGAUACUUUGAUUUUGAUGGAAAUCUAAAUAUAGCGAAUCAAUCAAUUUUUAAAAUAGGCGUUGAUAGUGUUCUCUUUGUGUUAGACAGUGUUAUUAAUGAGUCCUCAAUAAAGUCCUCUACGUCAGAAACGGCCCUUAAAAAGGCAAGUCAGAUAGUCAAAGAGCCAACCUUAAAUGAGAGCCAGCUAAAGGAGUUAAAGGACUUACGUCUCAAACUGAAAAAUUCCGAGAAAUGCUGGGAUUUGGAAAAGUUAGGACACAAUUUGAUGCUAUCAAGAGAACGAACGUUGGCCCUUCAGGCAAGAAAAACCCAGCGGGCUGUGGAAAAGCAACUCGUCAAGGAGCAGCAACGCGCUAAGGAAUUGGAGGAAAGUCUUUCUAAGUACAAGAACAUGCUAAAGAUCGUCACGGAACAGAAUCAAGAACUGAAGGAAAAAAGCAAGGAUACUAGUGAGGUCACCGAUCAGAGUCAACCAAAAGAAAGUUCUGUUCAGAGAUGGAGUGUUGAGCAAAGAAAGUGUAAGAUACCAAGCCGUGGGAAAAGUUUAGUAAAGACCCCUUUAAAGUUAAACCAAUCGCAGCAGGAAGCUCUUAAAAAUCUGAAACACCGCCUCAAGCAGGAGAAGAAAAUUAUGGGGAAAGCCAAGACAGCAAUAUCCCAGCUCAAAAAGGACAUAGACGAACUUUCUUUCAGAAAAGGAAAGCAGCGAAUUGUCAUUCAAAAAGAGAGAAACUCAAAAAAAAAGUUAGGAAAAAACCGAAAUCAUCCUUUGAACGUUAUAGAUGAUGUAUUGAAAUCCCUGGACCUUUACAACAAUUUCAAAAACCCAGAAAGCAAUGCCAAGUGGAGCCAACUUAUGGAAUCCCUUCAGGGUAAUCUACUUAUGAUACGAAAGAGGUGGCAAGAAACCUGUCCUGAGGGAGGGCCAGAGUCAAAAACAAAUUCAGUGAAGCCAACUUCAAGAAGCACUAAAAUUGAAGAACUUAGGUUCAAGCCCUGCCCAAGGUAUCGCCCACAAUCACAAUCAUCCCAGGAUUUGUUGGACAAGAUCUACAAGCCCAGCUGCCCGUCAACUCCUGUUCCAUCCAGAACGCGUUUAGCUCGGGUUGUAUCCAAGGAACGGGCCAAACCUGUGAACUUCGGGGUGUCCUCAUUACCUCUUCAAACUGGAUCCAAGACCUCCAGUAUCGUUUCAAAUGCCCCGCAGUAUCUGGGAAAAACCUUCGGAAAUCGGCGUCUAGACCUGCUCCGCUGGUGCAAGCUUCGGGUGAUGCCUUAUGGUAUUCCCAUGUACGAGUUCAGUGCGUCCUGGAGAAGUGGUCGAGCUCUGUGCGCCAUCAUCCACUCCUAUCGCCCUCAUCUGAUUGACAAUAAAUACCUGCAGAAGAAGGGAUCCAAAGAGACCUUGACCUAUGGCUUCGGUGUUGCCCAAUCCCUUGGUAUUCCUGGCUCCACGGACCUAAUUGCGGAGUGCCAAAAAAGCCAGUCCUGAUUUCCGAAAGAUCAUCGAGUUCUUGUUGAAGCUGCAAGGCUGCCUACAGGCAUAGAGUUGAACAAAUUUUAUUUUGCUUUUAUAGAAUAUAUUUUUAUAAAAACUUUAGUUUUUAGUCUUCGAAAAAGAUGCC
This is a messenger RNA of Drosophila eugracilis, 2008 nucleotides long. It is a transcript of the gene Actn3, whose product is annotated as smoothelin-like protein 1. Bases 112 to 1875 code for a protein of 587 amino acids. Lineage: Eukaryota; Metazoa; Arthropoda; Insecta; Diptera; Drosophilidae. Gene Ontology annotation, molecular function: protein binding. The record is from RefSeq and is a predicted model, not a curated record. The transcript is spliced from 2 exons.